Paramecium sonneborni is the source of this 424-nucleotide messenger RNA. The record is from the annotation of a GenBank genome assembly. NCBI's taxonomy places the organism in Eukaryota, Ciliophora, Oligohymenophorea, Peniculida, Parameciidae.
GAUGGUUUCGAAAUUCUGAUUCAUUUUUGAGAUUUUAUAAACAAUAAGGCAAUAAGGAAAUGAUUGUAUAUUUUUACAUGAUACUGAAUUUUGCAAAAAUAAUGAAAUAACCUCAAUGAAAACCAUUGAAAUCUCUAUGGCUAAAUUUAAUUCUGUAAAUAUUUAAUAAUAAAUAAAGGUAGAAUAUUGGGAUAACCAAACAGACGGUAAAGAAUAAUUUAUUGAUGAAACCUUAUUUUCAAUUUAUUAAAUUGGCCAUAAAAACAAAAGAAAAUUUAUAUCUCUUUCUUAGAAAGGAGUAAAAUAUUAAUAAUUAAUAAUAUAUAGAUAAUCAUGGAACUUUAUAAUUAACUUAAUAUAAUCUAUUUUUUAAAUCAUCAUUCAUUUACUAUAUAAAAAGAGGAGAAGAAAUUAAUUUAAUGAU